This is a messenger RNA of Habropoda laboriosa, 1926 nucleotides long. It is a transcript of the gene eIF2Bepsilon, whose product is annotated as translation initiation factor eIF-2B subunit epsilon. Gene Ontology annotation, molecular function: translation initiation factor binding; guanyl-nucleotide exchange factor activity; translation initiation factor activity. The transcript has 2 exons. The record is from RefSeq and is a predicted model, not a curated record. Gene Ontology annotation, cellular component: eukaryotic translation initiation factor 2B complex. Bases 1 to 1926 code for a protein of 641 amino acids. Lineage: Eukaryota; Metazoa; Arthropoda; Insecta; Hymenoptera; Apidae.
AUGGUUACAAAAAUGGGAAAGAAAGAAAUUAUUCAAGCUGUCGUAGUGGCGGAUGAUUUUGUAACACACUUGACACCAAUAAAAGAUGUAUUGCCAAGUAUUUUAACACCUGUAAUAAAUGUAUCACUUUUAAAUUAUUUAGUAGAAACCUUAAUUAAAUCUGGUGUACAAGAAUUAUUUCUUUAUUGUAGUCGUCAUGUUCAUUUAAUAAAAUCACAGGUCAAAAAUUUGGAGAACUUAAAAAUAUCAAUUUCUUUGAUCAUAUCAGAUGGUUGCACAUCCUUUGGUGAUGCUCUUAGAGACAUUUAUACGAAAGGUUCAAUUCGUGGUAAUUUUAUACUUAUAAGAGGAGAUGCAUUUAUUAAUGCGAAUCUUGCAAGCCUUAUAAGUAAUCAUUGUGCAAAGCUAGAAAAAGAUAAAGGUGCUGCAAUGACAAUGGUUUUAAGAAACUUUGGUUCUAUGAAUGAUUCUCUUUUGAAAAGAGAAGCAUGUUUAAUAGUUUCUGAUAAAAGCAGUAAGAAAAUUCUGCAUUACAGUAAACUAAGAAAUGAUAAAAAGAAAGUUAAACUAGAAUUAAACUGGUUUUUGAAUCAUAGUGAGAUUGAAAUUAAUACUUGCUUUUUGGAUACACAUGUCUAUUUAUGUUCCCCUUCUGUGCUUCCAUUAUUCGUUGAUAAUUUUGAUUUUCAAACAAUGGAAGAUUUUAUCCGUGGAGUGCUGAUGAAUGAAGAAAUUUUAAAUUCUAGAAUUUAUUGGCAACAAUUAAAUCCUGAAGAUUAUAGUCUGCCAAUUAUGUCAUGGAAAGCAUACCAUACUCUUAAUCGUGAUAUUUUAAACAGACAUUGUUUUCCACUUACACCAAAUGCUGUUCCAUGUUUGACAGGUUUUAUUUGUAUGCCAAGAUAUACAUAUAAACAUAAAACUGCUACACUUUGUAAAGGUUCUAUAUUAGAGAAAGACAGUAUAGUAUGUCGAAACAGUAUACUUGGAAAUAAUACCUCUGUUACAAGAUCUGUUAUUGGUUAUAAUUGUUUGAUAGGCUGUAAUGUUACAAUUAUGAAUUCAUAUAUCUUAUCAAAUACUAAGAUUGAAGAUAAUUGUACUGUUACAGAUACUGUAGCAUUUCCAGUAUGUUUUAUUGGACAAAAUACACAAAUAAAUGGAUGUAUAUUAGGUCCUGAAACAAGUAUCGACACUCCAACAGAAUAUACUGAUUCUGUUCUGCAAACAACGAAUAACAAACUCAUAGUAAAGAAAAUAUCAGAAAUCGAUACAGAUAACGAAUUUCAGUAUUUUAAGGAGUAUGAUACAGUGGAAUGUGAUAAUUAUUCUACAGAUACAACAACUAGCGAUGAGGGUUCCGUAUGUCAUUCACCAGUUCCAGAUGAUACAAAUAUGUUCUUAACUGAAGUUAUUGAUAGUUUACUAAGAGGUUUCCAAGAUAAAUUAAAUUGUGAAAACUUAAUUUUAGAAAUAAACUCAUCAAGAUAUGCAUACAAUAUUACCAUGAGUGAAGUGAUAUAUAAUGUUAUUAAAGCCAUAUUAAGUUUACCUUUUCAUUAUCUUUCAGAAAGGAAAGAAACUGUAACCAAUCAAAAUUAUGAGAAGAAUUUAUUAAUUAUGAUAAAUUAUUUUCAACCAAUUAUUUUAAAUUAUGUCAAAACAGAAGAUGCUCAAGAAAAUUGUUUGCAUGCUAUAGAAGAAGUUGCAAGUACAACUCAAGAAUUACUACCAUUUUUACAACGUUUGUUACAUCUGUUUUAUUGUAAAGAUGUAUUAUCGGAAGACAAAAUUUUGGAGUGGUACGAAUCUAAUGAUAAAGACAUAGAUGAAUUUCAGAAGAAUAAAGUAAGAACUGCAAUAAAACCAUUUAUUAAGUGGUUGGAAGAAGCUGAAGAAGAUUCUAGUGAAAGUGGAAAUGAUUAA